UGUGGUAGUUGGCCAAGAAAUAUUACAUGGAGACGUGAGGCUGCAGUGGAAGCCCUGAAGGUUCUGGUACAUGUGAGCAUUGAAGGAGAAGUGCCUUUUGAGCUUCAUCGCUACAUCACUGGGCAGAAAGGAAGUGGCAUUUGCAAAAUGAUGGAUGAAUUUGAGGUCAAUAUUCAAGUGCCUGCUCCUGAGCUCCAGUCCGACAUAAUUUCCGUUACAGGCCUUGCCACUCACCUGGACCAUGCUAAAGAAGGGCUUCUUGAGCGCAUCAAAGAGCUGCAGGCUGAACAGGAGGAUCGGGCUCUCGGUCAACUUGAAGCUCCUAUCACUGUGGAUCCCAAAUAUCAUCCCAAGAUCAUUGCUCGCAAGGGUGCCAUAAUCACCCAGAUCCAUACUGACCAUGAUGUCAACAUCCAGUUCCCUGAGAAAUAUGACGAGAACCAGGACCAGAUCAGCAUCAACGGCUAUGAGCAGAAUGCUAUAGCAGCAUGUGAUGCUAUCCAAGGCAUUGUUGAUGAACUGGAGGAAAUUAUAUCUGAGGACAUUACCUUGGACAGCAGAGUUCAUGCUUGCAUUAUUGGUGCUCGUACCAAGGGUAUCCACAAAAUCAUGGAUGAAUUUAAAGUUGAUCUUCGGUUUCCUCAGAGCGGAGCUGCAGAUCCCAAUUUGGUUACUGUAACUGGCCGUCCAGAGAUGGUUGAUGAAGCCAUAGAUCAUCUCCUGAACUUGGAACAGGAAUGUAUGGCUGAUGUGGUGGAAAAUGAGGCCAAGAUGGCCUACAUGAAGCCAUCGGGCACUGCAGCAGCCAACCCUGAGGAACCCCGUGGGCCCUCCAAAUAAUUAUUGUAUACUUUACCUAUCUUUGUAAUGUUCUUCCCUAUUUGUGGAUAUUCUCGAGUGAAGUAGAUGAGGCCACGUAGG
Messenger RNA from Ictalurus punctatus (channel catfish), 921 nucleotides. Its product is annotated as vigilin-like. The record is from RefSeq and is a predicted model, not a curated record. Gene Ontology annotation, molecular function: RNA binding. NCBI's taxonomy places the organism in Eukaryota, Metazoa, Chordata, Actinopteri, Siluriformes, Ictaluridae. The coding region runs from base 148 to 840 and encodes 230 amino acids. The transcript has a single exon.